Molecule: messenger RNA, 1125 nt
Organism: Cryptomeria japonica (Japanese cedar)
Lineage: Eukaryota; Viridiplantae; Streptophyta; Pinopsida; Cupressales; Cupressaceae
Product: protein NRT1/ PTR FAMILY 4.6-like
Exons: 1
Coding region: 1-1125 (374 amino acids)
Biological process (GO): transmembrane transport
Cellular component (GO): membrane
Molecular function (GO): transmembrane transporter activity
Source: RefSeq, a predicted model, not a curated record
AUGAUCGCUUCUUUUGAUUGUAGAUUUCUAGACAAGGCGGCUAUUGUGCAAUGGGAUUCCAAAAGUGGAAAUCCAUGCACAGUGACACAGGUGGAAGAAACAAAAAUUCUGGUUCGAAUGAUCCCCAUCUUUGCAUGUACAAUCAUAAUGAGUACGUGCUUGGCUCAGUUACAGACCAUCUCAGUGGAGCAAGGAUUCGCCAUGAAUAGAAAGCUUGGCAAAGUUAAAAUUCCUCCAUCUUCUCUCCCCAUAAUUCCAUUUGUGUUCAUGCUAAUUGCAACUCCUGUAUACGAACGACUCUUCGUUCCAUUUGCUCGUCGUUUUACAGGGCUUGAAACGGGAAUAACAUAUCUGCAGAGAGUGGGAGUGGGUCUUGUUUUAUCCAUCAUUUCGAUGUCGAUAGCCGCUGUGGUAGAAGCCCACAGAAAACAAUAUGCAAAGCACCAUUAUCAAAUGAGCAUGUUUUACUUAUCAUUUCAAUACUUUGUGUUUGGAAUUGCUGAUCUCUUUACACUGGUGGGUUUGCUGGACUUUUUCUACAGCCAAUCUCCAGGUGGAAUGAAAUCCUUGUCAACUUGUUUCACUUGGGUAUCUUUGUCCCUCGGCUAUUUCCUCAGCUCAGUACUGGUCAAGAUAGUAAAUGCAGCAACUCAAAAUAAUACAAAGAGUAGAGGAUGGGUCAGAGGUUUUAACAUAGAUGAAACCCAUGUUGAUCUUUUCUACGCUUUGCUUGCUGUUCUUAGCACCAUAAACUUUUUUAUCUAUCUUCUCUGCGCCAAAUUUUAUCAGUACAGGCCACCUGCAAAAGACCAGAAUCAUGAAGACAAUUUUGUUGGAAAAAGAUUUGACACUCCAUACCACAAAUCUUCCAGUCAAAUAUCUAUGAAAGGCACACCACAAGAUUCUUCCAGUCAAUCUAUGAACAGCACACCACAUGAUUCCUACAAAUUGGAGCAUUCGGGACAGCUAAAAUCCAAUGAAUUCCCAUACUCAUCACCACAACAGUCCAUUGAAUUCGAGAACUCCAGAGCACAAGAUUCCAGUGGAGUCACCACUCCAGUGAAGGUUAAAAUGGAUUCUGUAUCCCAAGAGAAAACGGAAGAGAAAAAUUCAGUGCAGAUGUGA